Rhopalosiphum padi (bird cherry-oat aphid) is the source of this 1742-nucleotide messenger RNA. It is a transcript of the gene Atg10, whose product is annotated as ubiquitin-like-conjugating enzyme ATG10. Gene Ontology annotation, biological process: protein lipidation; protein modification by small protein conjugation; macroautophagy. The transcript is spliced from 6 exons. Gene Ontology annotation, cellular component: intracellular anatomical structure. NCBI's taxonomy places the organism in Eukaryota, Metazoa, Arthropoda, Insecta, Hemiptera, Aphididae. The record is from RefSeq and is a predicted model, not a curated record. Bases 741 to 1319 code for a protein of 192 amino acids. Gene Ontology annotation, molecular function: Atg12 transferase activity.
CUUUUGUGUCUCAUGGGCCCCUAUUAAACUAAAAUCAUUUGUGGGGUAACCCGGCGAUCCGACGGACAGCAAGACUGCGACGGCCACGUCAACGCGGACGGCGGUCAUAUCAACCACGGGCCAAGGCCGCGACGGGAUGCCGAAAAACUACAAUAACGACUACGGCCGUGCAACGAAAAGCAAAAAAAGGUUGUAGCGCCGCGGCGGAACAGGGUAACGAGUGUUCGGUGAUCAGCGUUCACCGACUAUCAAGUCAGCAGGCUGCCGUCAGCCGCGCGGUCUCGGUGUCUGACGGUUAUCGGCCGCUGACGGUGUUUCGGCAUCGUGUCAGCCUGAAAUCGUGCUGCCGCCGCCGCCGCCGCCGCCGUGACGAUGUGCGUAUCACCAACACGCCGCGUUAUCGGUAAUACAAUCUGUUGUCGGUAUGGUUUGUGAUAUCGUCCGAGAACCGUGUGAUGAUAGUACGCCGUAAACUGAUAAAUGACGUUUCGAUGCGAAUUUCAGAAUUCGUCGUAACUUUAGCGAUUGGGUGGGUUCUCGUGGAUUUUACAUUUCGUCGUACAUUUUCACGUCGUCUCGACGCGUUCGCGUCAGUCGGAAUCGUUUGUCCUCGAGAAGACGUAUCUCGAACGAGUCCGUCCGAACGGAAUAUAUCACACGACUAACGUCUGCGUCGUAAUUGCCAUAAAAGCAAUACUAAUUCGGCACGAUCGACUCGUUAUUUUGUGGGCACGCCAAUCAUGAGCAUGACGUACCAACAGUUUGUCGAACACGCUACGGACUUAAAAAAACAUUCGGACUCUAUAGACGACGGUUGGAAUUUUCGUGAAUACCGAUGCCCCGUGAACGAAAGUCGUAUCAGAUAUUUGGUAAAAAAGCAUAUUCAAAAAAUGAAUGAAUCUUCAUUGAAAUCUGAUCAUUCAGUUACAGAACACAAAAUUCCAAUUGUAUGUGAGUAUCACAUAUUAUACAAUCCAAGCUAUUCAUGUCCAGAUGUGUUCUUUAAUAUGUGGUAUACUGAUGGAAAGUUACUUUCAUUAGAGCAUAUUUGGUCACUGGUUCAUUAUUUUAUAAAAGAAAGUGUAGUUCAUGACAAGUGGAAUGCUAUAACUCAAGAGAUGCAUCCAUUUUCCAGUACACCGUUUUUCAGAUUACAUCCUUGUAAGAAUACUCAUGUUUUGGAAAUGUUGGGUUUUUCUUCAAAAAAUAACUAUGAAUUCAAUCCUCUAAUAGCAUGGUUAAGUACUAUAAGUCCUCUCAUUGGUUUGGAGAUACAUCUUUCAUAUGGAAACAAAGACUCAAAAGUUGAAUUUACGUAAUUUGUAUUUCUCUUAGUUUUUAUUUUUCUAAUUAUAUUUUAUAUUGUUAUUUUAAUUAUUAAUAAUGAAAUAUGAAAUUGUAUUUUAUUCCAAAUGAAUUAAGACUGAAUGUUAAAUAUUGGCAUGAUUAAGACGGCUUGGAAAAAAUUUGAUCCGAUACAAGAUAUAAAAUAUGCACUAUAAAAGUGGCAUUUCUCAGAUUUUAUUAAAAUAAAUUAGCUCUUCCCACCAAAAAACAAAAUUACUGAGUAUUUGCGCCCAAACCAUUAAAAGUGGACUCAAACUGUUUGAGCUCAUGCAAUGAUUACAUAACUAUUUUAAUUUUGAAUUUUACUUUCAUUUAUUUUUAAGUUUAUUUCUAUUAUAUUAUGUUGUAUAAUGUAUAUUAAUAUGUUUUAAUAAAAUUUUGUUUUUUUUAUUUUA